UGCAGGAGAAAGGGGGAGGAACAGACCGUAGAGCCGCAGACAGAGAAAGGACGAGGAUUUCAAGAAAGCGUGCUUGUUUAUGUGAUGGCCUUGGAGGUCCAGCGUCCAGCCCUACGAGCAGCAUCGGUCCCGGACUCUGAGGAAGAGGGCUAGAGACUCCUCAAGACACAAGAAUGAGUGGCGAUGUCCUCUAGCUAACCUCUUACAGCGUUCAUGCCGCUCUGCGUUUAGCGUGCACGUGUACCCGUGGACGUUUCAGGUGUUUGAGAGGCGUAUGGCCGUUCGCAGGCUGGUGGCGGUGGCGGCGGCGGUGGCCCUGCUUUCUCUGGUGCUCAACAACGUGGCGACGUUCAGCUCUAACUGGGUGUUACAGGUGCUGGAGGACGGACGGAGGAGAAGCGUUGGGCUCUGGAGAGCAUGUGCGCACGAGGACACACACACUCACGAGCUCACACCCUGCCAGAGACUCAGCUGGGGAUCGGAGUUCGCGGGGUACCAGGAGUCACGCAGCACUGUCAAACUUCAGUUUGACAUGAUGCGGGCAUGUAACCUGAUGGCUACGGUGGCUCUGACCGUGGGUCAGCUAAUCUUCCUGUUUGGGUUAUUGGAGAUAAGCCACAUUACCCAGGAUUCUCAGUGGUGGGAGGAGGCCAUCGCAGCCCUGUUCCAGUUAGCCAGUUUUGUGCUGGUGAUCGGCCUCGUGACGUUCUACAGGAUUGGCCCCUACACUCACCUGUCCUACUCUUGCUACGUAAACAUCGCUGCAUGCUUGUUUGCCACGCUAGCCGCAGCCAUGCUAAUCUGGAAUAUUCUGCAUCGCCGUGACGACUGUCUGUCACCGUCUGUCAUUGUCAUCAGUCGAUCUUUGACCACACCCUUCAGGCCACGCCUAGACAAUGACUACGUAGAGUCACCGUGCUGACACACAAAGACACAUCUCACCUGAGACAAAGGGCAUGAUGGAUAUUUAGAUGGGAUGGACACAAAAGCCCAUGGAGAGGAUUUCAAUCAUUUUAUGUGAAAUUGAUCUUCUGCUUAAAGGGACAGUUUACGCAAAAAUGAAAAUGUGCUGUUAAUUUACUCGCCCUCAGGCCAUCCCGUCUUUUUUUCUUCAGUCAAGAGGAUUUUUAGCUGAAACUGAAGUCCUUGGUGAUUCAUAUAAUGCAAGUCAAUGACUA
Rhinichthys klamathensis goyatoka is the source of this 1178-nucleotide messenger RNA. It is a transcript of the gene tmem204, whose product is annotated as transmembrane protein 204. The coding region runs from base 275 to 922 and encodes 215 amino acids. The record is from RefSeq and is a predicted model, not a curated record. The transcript is spliced from 3 exons. NCBI's taxonomy places the organism in Eukaryota, Metazoa, Chordata, Actinopteri, Cypriniformes, Leuciscidae.